Messenger RNA from Meleagris gallopavo (turkey), 3468 nucleotides. NCBI's taxonomy places the organism in Eukaryota, Metazoa, Chordata, Aves, Galliformes, Phasianidae. The record is from RefSeq and is a predicted model, not a curated record.
CCCCCCGUGCCACCAACCAAGGAGCUCCGCCAGCCACGGCACGGUCACUCUGUCAAGCGUGCCAGUGUUCCACCGGUGCCCGGCAAACCCCGGCAGCCCUUCCCGCCUACCGCUGGGCACCUGACACCACCGCAGACCCCCGGCAAGCCACGUCCACCCUCCCCACAGGGCCCAUCAGCACCCCAUGCCACUGCCAAGGUGAAGCCCACUCCACAGCUGCUGCCGCCGGGUGAGCGCCCCGCAUCACCCCGCUCCCUGCCCCAGUCUCCCACGCACCGCGGCUUUGCCUACGUCCUUCCGCAGCCCACCGAUGGUGAGGGGGGCCCCCCAGGGGUGCCGGUCCUGCCCGUCUCAGUGCCGGUGCUGUGCCUGCCACCAGCAGGCGAGGGUGAUGAGGAGCCAGGGAGGCCGAAGAAGCGGGCACAUAGCCUGAACCGCUACGCCGCCUCCGACAGCGAGCAGGAGCGGGAUGAGCUGCUGGUGCCUGACGCAGGGCCUUAUGCUACCGUGCAGCGGCGCGUGGGGCGCAGCCACUCAGUGCGGGCACCUGCUGGUGGUGAAAAUGUCAACCGCAGCCAGUCCUUCGCCAUCCGCCCCAAGAAGGAAGGGCCCGCCCCACCCCCCAAGCGCUCCAGCUCUGCCAUCUCCAGCGCUGGCAUGGCCGAGGACUUCCCCAAGGAUGGUGAAGGUGAGGUGGCCGCCGGAACCCCUGGCACCGAGGGGGAGAGUCGCCAGGAGCAGCGGCGUGCCAGCGAUCUGGGUGGCAGCGUGGACACGGGCAGCGCCGGCAGUGUGCGCAGCAUUGCAGCCAUGCUGGAGAUGUCCUCCAUCGGUGGUGGGGCGCGGGCGCUGGCCCUGCAGAAACCACCUGGGGCUGGUGUGCCUGGGAAGGGGCCCGAUGGGUACUAUCUGCAGCCAGGAGCUCCCCCAGGAAGCCCUGAGCGUGCCCGUGUGGCCACCGUCCUGGCUACUGUCAAGCACAAGGAGGCCAUUGGGCUGGAUGGGGAGGUUGUGAACCGGCGCCGGACCAUCAGCGGUCCUGUCACCGGGCUGGUGGCGGCCGCACGCCGUGAGCGUGCCGACAGUGUGCGCUCCGAGACAGGCACUGAUGGCCCCAGCGAGCGUCUGCGGGCUGAGCGUGGUGGCUCUCCAGACACAAUCCCCUUUGCUGAGGAGGGCAACCUCACCAUCAAGCAGCGACCACGUGCCCUGGGACCAGCCCGGGUGGAGGCAGGCGAAGGGCUGUCCCCAGCACACCGCCAUGGGGACCUGGCCAAGGUGGAGGCCAGUGCCACACUCAAGAGGCGCAUCCGUGCCCGGCAGAGCCAGCAGGACAGCGUCCGCUUCAUCCUCACUGAGUCUGACACUGUCAAGCGCCGGCCCAAGGCCAAGGACAAGGAGCCAGCGCUGGAGCAAGCCCCUCUUGUCGUCUACCAGAAUGGCACCGGCACUGUCAAGCGGCGGCCGGCCUCAGAGCUGAGUGGAGCUGAGACUCCCCCAACCCCGCCGCCUGCCACCCGCCCCGAUGGCCCUGACUUCACCCCACCGCCUGCCGAGCCCAAGAAACCCUUCAAGCCACCGGUGUCCCCCAAGCCUGUGCUAACACAGCCAGCGCAGAAGGUCCCUGGGCCGCCAGUGCCCAUCCCCAAAAAGAUGCCCAUCCCAAGCCCAGGCAGCCCAGAGGUGAAGCGGGUCCAUGGCACACCACCCCCGGUAUCCCCCAAGCCCACACCACCCCCUACAGCCCCCAAGCCCCCCAAACCCCAUGCCGCCAUCCAGUCGGUGAGUGCGGGCUCCACGCCAACUCCGUCCCCUGCCCGGCAGCUGGGCGCUACUGCCAAGCCCUCCAGCACACCACCCUCACUCUGCUCCAGCCCUGCCAAGCCCCUCUCACCUGGCGCUCAGCCCCAGCAGGUGCCAGUGAAACCGCCGCGUUCCGCUAUCGCCGGACCCUCUGUUGACGGUGCCAGCCCUGAGCUGGUGCAGCAAAAGCUGGAGGAGACCAGCGCAUCCCUGGCUGCUGCGCUGCAGGCUGUGGAGGAGAAAAUCAAGCAGGAGGACAGCCAAGCAGCAGACUCCACUGCAGAGGCCAAGAGCACAGGCAGCAUCCUGGAUGACAUCGGCAGCAUGUUCGAUGACCUGGCCGACCAGCUGGAUGCCAUGCUGGAGUGAGGGGCGCGACGGCCCCGCGAACCUCAGGGCUUACGUGGGCACAAGGGCACAACGAUCCGCGACCUCCCGGCCCCACCAUCCCCUUUGUACAGCUGUCCCCUCCUGGACCUCCCAUCCCUCGGGGUUUGCACAAAGAAGAAGAUACCUCAGGAUUGUGCUCACGGACUCGGCGCCCGCCCGCCACGGCUCCGGCAGGACUCCCUUCUGCAGAAGCAAAAAAAUACAAUAGAAGAAGCAAAGCAACACCACCCGGCCUGAAGCGCCCUGCUCGCACCAGAUCCGGGUUUGGGGUUUUCUCUUCCUACCCGCGGUGGCCCCGUGGUUGCCCCGCCGGCCCCGGUCCCCGAAUGUAGCACAACCCCGGUGCGGCACUGAUGGCGUUCAUCCACCCGUGCCCUCUUGUUCUGGUAGCGAGUCCGGAUGGAAACUUAGGUUUCUUUAAUUUUUCUUUUCAUUUUCUCUUUUUGUCAUUUUUUCCUUUGUCAUUCACGAGCAUUGGGGUGGGCACGGUGCUGGGUACCCCCACAGCACCCGGACCCCUGCACCCGCAGCUCUCCAGCCCCGUGCUGCUGCUGUGGGCUCUUCACGUCGGGGUGGGAAAGGGGCUUUUUGUCGGUACCAUUGCAAAUGGAUGAGCUCCUGCUUGGGGCAGGUGGGGAGCAGCAGGUUGUGCCCCUGCCCAGCCCCUCACCGCCGGGGGAGAGGACGUCAUAAGCUAUAACGAAGUAUUAAUUUAUUGGAGGGGAAAAAACGACUGAGAGAUAUAAAGCAGUAUUUCCCCCAUCUCCCAAAUAAUAAUAAUAAUAAUAAAAAAAAUAAACUUUAACAAAUAUAUAUUUAAAAGAUUUAAAAAAAAUAUUAGCAAUUAUAUAUAAAGCAGUUUAAACAAAAAAAUCAAGAGAGAACUGGAUUUUAGCUUGAGAAAAACUAUUAGAUUAUACUAAGCUGUGUGUCUUGUGGCAAACUCAUUCUCCGAGUAGCACAAUAUUUACCUUUAUCUGGGUGGAAGGUACGUGCAAGCCGUUCUGUUCGGGUUUUCCGUUGGGUUUCAGUGUACCGUCUUUCUUUUUACACAGUUAAGAACUCAAAGGAUGUGCCUUGUUUUAUGGAGGUUUUUGUUAACUCUUCUACUGGAGGUGUUUCGUUUCUUUCUGGAGUGUCUUCAGGUUUUCAUUUGACUUUUUUUGGCAUUUAUGUGUGUGUGUGUGUGUGUGUGUGUGUGUGUGCACGCGGUGUGUGCGUGCGUCCCAGCGCACGGCUGUACAUUCAUGUAUAAAGAGGAGUCUGGUUCAGUCG